Molecule: messenger RNA, 1017 nt
Organism: Penicilliopsis zonata CBS 506.65
Lineage: Eukaryota; Fungi; Ascomycota; Eurotiomycetes; Eurotiales; Aspergillaceae
Exons: 3
Coding region: 1-1017 (338 amino acids)
Source: RefSeq, a predicted model, not a curated record
AUGAAGUCUAUCGUCUUCUCUACAUUCUUCCUUGCUGGCGCUCUGGCCCAGUACUGCCAUAUCGGCGAGCACUACUGUGGCUAUGUGUUGUUGCGUGAAGGGUUCUCCUUGCCUGAUCUUGAAGAGGCGAUCCAUGAAAGCCCCAGCUGCGCCGGUGCAGAGAGCAACCCCGCAAACGCCCUGUUCUCGUGCGCGCCCGAGGGCCAUGUCUUUUGUAUCGAUAACUGCUGGGGGGCGUGCAGGGAGAUUCCUGGACCAGUCCAAGAUUUCUGCGAGGGUCAUGGUCCUGGUCUUGCAGGCCGUCCUCAGGGACAGGCGAGACGGGAUUUGAAGGAUAUCAAAUCUGCUGCGACCGAGCCUGAAGAUUUGAAGUUUGAUGAUAUUCAUUCUGGCGAUCCCAAUUGGCAGGAUCUUCACGGCCAGGAGAGUCGGGUCAAGAGUGGUUGGGAUUCCCCGCGGUUUGACGAGUCAAACAGGUUUGGUUCGAACCCGCUCAAGGAUAUUCGGUCUGAUACACGAAUCGAUGACUUUGACCAUCAGUCGGAGAAGAUCGACGGUCAGCAAGAAAGAUUUGACCGUCAGCCACAGAGACUCGACAGUCAGCCAGAGCGACUUGAUCGUCAGCCAGAGAGACUCAAUAGUCAGCCACAGAGACUCGGCAGUCAGCCACAGAAACUCGAUUCAGACCAGCAAAAGGAUGCUUCAAACAUUGACAACUCUAAGAGACUCGAUCGUCAGCCGCAGAUACUCAAUUCCAACCAGCAAAGGGAUGCUUCCAUUCCACACAUUGACAACUCUAAGAUAUUCGACCGUCAGCCACAGAGACUCGAUUCAAACCAGCAAAAGGAUGCUUCCAUGCCACACAUCGACAACUCUGAGAGAUUCGGUUCCAACCAGCUCAAAGACAAUGGUCUGAAGUACGACAUCUCGUCGGGGAUGACGGAUCGCAAGGAGACAGAGCCCCGUCAGGAUAAUGGCCAGAAGUUCCCGGACAAGGAGUGGAAGACGUCUCAAUGA